AUGCGCCGAGCUGCUCUGGUGACCCGCUCUUCUGUGUUCUCGCACACCAUCUACGAUGGUGCAUGCUUCGUGCACGGUGGCGAAAGUGUAGAGAAACGUCCCAGUCGGCGCCGCUUUGCCGCCUUCAACACGCGCGGGCGUGUUGCACAGGCGAAGGAGCUAGUGGACAUGAUGAAGAAAAAGUCAGCGCAAGAUGCGAAGGAGUUCUACGAAGCCCUGCAGCCGCGUGACCGAUUGGACAUCCUGCGGCUACUCUACGAAAGGCGAAAGAAACGACAGAGCGACCAGGCCUCGUCUAAGCUGACCAAAUACUACAGCGUGCCGUUCGAGAAGAAGUACUUCUUCCGCGAGGAGGAUGUGGAGGAGGAGAGCACGCUUGGCAGGGGUCCCGGUGGGCAGGCCACGAACAGGCGAAUGCAGACCGCUAUUGUCAAACACGUACCGUCUGGCCUCAUCGUGAAGUUCAGCCGCUUUCCUUCGCUUUGGCUGAACCGCCGAGCUGCUCGUGAGCUUCUAAACCUGCGACUGGAGGAGCAUCUUCUGGGACCGGCUUCACGACUAGGCAGGGUCCGCGUGGCACGGGAGCGGCGUCGGCGACGGCGGCAGCGCACGAUGGCAUACCUGAGCGAGAAGGGGGCACGGCUGCAGGCGAGGGAUACGAGGCGGUGCCAUUGGCUCGCCUUCCUAACGGGCGAGUCUCCGCUGCCUAGCGCGGCUGUCUCUCAGAUGGGACUGGAGGAGGAUGCCGCCCUCGUACCAGUUACGACGGCAGUGCUCUUCGGGUCAGAGUGCCACAGAUGGUGGCCCAAGCUGAGAGCUGCCACCGAAAGUGCUGCCGCUGCUGCUCCCGACAGCACUAGUGAUGAUUGUGUGCCGCUGCUCCUGCAGUAUCUCUUCCCUGUCGUGUACGCGGACAGCAGCUGCGCAGAGCGGGAGGAGAUGAUGGCAUGCAAGUCGAACAAGGCGGUGCACACGAACGUGAAACGAGCGCUGACGUGCUUCUGUGAACUUUUCGGUCUUCGGUUGCGGCACACCCUGGCGUCGGUGCCGCCUGAGGCAUCGCGAGUAGUCCUCGAAAAGGAUGGGCUGAAUUGGGUGGAGCACAGGUCACGCAUGAUAACGAACGGCUCUCUGAGUCGGUUGGCUCGCACAUGUUGGCCACGCGUGUACAUGAGUGUCCGCGAACUCGGUAUGACACCAGAGGCGCGCGCCAUUAUUGUCUUUUUCAAGAAAGAGGUCAGCACUGCCAAAGGGUCAGCAUCGGGGGCGUGGGCAGCGGAGGCACUGCAGUGUUUUUCUGAGGCCGUUCGGAGAAGCAAACCUCCUGUGGCCGUGCAGCUGUCGAACGCACCCUCAUCUCGGGAGACGUGA
Molecule: messenger RNA, 1371 nt
Organism: Leishmania mexicana MHOM/GT/2001/U1103
Lineage: Eukaryota; Euglenozoa; Kinetoplastea; Trypanosomatida; Trypanosomatidae
Exons: 1
Coding region: 1-1371 (456 amino acids)
Cellular component (GO): mitochondrion
Source: RefSeq, a predicted model, not a curated record